AUGGGCAUGGAAGACGUCAGGGCGACCCGCUCUGUGCUCUUCUCACAAGGUAUCGACAAGCUCGCGCGGCGGGGACGGGUGCUGGAGCACAUGGUGGCGGCAGGAGCGCUGGCUACGCCGGCACGGGCCGGACUGCUCACUGGUAGCUACCCGGUGCGGCUGGGCAUGGCGUCGUCAGCGGACACCUUCCGCACGUUCUACUCGCCUGGUCAAGUGGGAGGCCUCCCACACGGCACGGUGACGCUUGCAGAUGAGCUGCUUGCGCUUGGAUACGCCACAGCGGCGGUGGGGACGUGGCAUCUGGGGAUGUCGGACGCGUCGGCUUGGUCGCCGAACGGGGCGCAUCUUCCACUGGCGCACGGCUUUGAGUCGUACUACGGCAUGCCGGUCUCGCACGCGCUGACGUGUGCCGGUGACGGGCUGGGGCGUGAUGCGCCGCGCGAUGCGGUCUAUAUCCUCUUUCUUACCUAUCAUGUGUGGAUCUCGCUGGUCUGCCUCCUCGGUGCGGCCUACACGCUUGGCGCCAUCGGAAGCGUCGGCUUCAAGUUUGGGCUCAUGUACGUAGCGGCGGCGAUGGGUGGGGUGUACUUGUACGCGGUCUCGUUUUCGGUUCUCAAUCCUGCAGCAUGUGUCCUGUUCCGCGACAACGAGCUUGUGGAGCAGCCUGUGGUGCUGGCGAACCUCACGUCGAGGCUUGUGCAGGAGGCGACGCAGUUUAUCGGCGGCGCUGCGGCGUCGCCGCAACCUUUUUUCCUCUACUUUGCGCUGCCCGAGGCUGACCUGGCGUCGGUGGACGGGGCAGUAGCGGCAGUGGUGGAUGCGCUCGACGCCGCAGGCGUCUUCGACAACACACUUGUGAUCUUUACCUCGGACAACGGGCCCCAUCUCGAGCGCGCCACUGCACACGGCCGCGCCCAGGACGGACGCCAGCUGCGUGGCGGCAAGGGCCAAGUCUGGGACGGUGGUUUCCGGGUGCCUGGCAUCAUUUCCUGGCCGCACCACAUCGAAGGAGGCACGGUGUCGACGCACCCAGCGUCACACCUCGACAUUGUACCGACGGUUCUUGAUGCGGUGCACGGAGUCGGCCGCGGACUGGCAGCUCGGAUUGGUCGGAGCCAGCUUGACGGCGUCUCGCUCGUCGAUGCGGCUACCACAAGCCCCGACCGUCCUCUCUUCCACUAUUGCGGCGACCAGCUUGCCGCUGUCCGGCUCGGCCGGCGCCAUAAGGUCGUCUACGAGUCGCCGGUGCCCGACGCAGGGACCCAGGCGUGCGCAUCGACCUUUGUGUGUGGUUGCCACGGAACGGUCCACGAUCCGCCGCUUGUUUUUGACCUUGCUGCCGAUCCAUCCGAGAGCGCACCGCUCGCCCCAAGCGACGUUGCAGUUGCCGCAGUCCUUGCUUCUGCUGCUGAUGCCGUCCACACACACCAGGCUACAGUAAGCAACGUCCCGAACCAGCUCGAGACCAUUGCUCGGCCGUGGCUCUUUCCCUGCUGUGACUGGCCCAAAUGCCACUGUCUGGAGGCUCGGACUGCGACAUAAAUGAUGCAUACCCGUG
Molecule: messenger RNA, 1558 nt
Organism: Thecamonas trahens ATCC 50062
Lineage: Eukaryota; Apusomonadida; Apusomonadidae
Product: arylsulfatase E
Exons: 2
Coding region: 1-1542 (513 amino acids)
Molecular function (GO): arylsulfatase activity
Source: RefSeq, a predicted model, not a curated record